AUGGCCAACGAAGUCAGUAAAAACGUCAUCUUAUUACCUCAGACUAACCAACUUAUCGGUUUGUACUCCAUUAUCAGAGACCAGACCACCAAAAGAGGCGAUUUUGUCUUCUACUCAGACAGAAUCAUCCGUCUUUUAGUCGAGGAAGGCUUGAACCAGUUGCCUGUUGAAGAAUCCACCAUCGAAUGCCAUGGAGGCCACAAGUACACCGGUGCCAAGUUCUUGGGUAAGAUCUGUGGUGUUUCCAUUGUCCGUGCCGGAGAAUCCAUGGAGCAGGGCUUGAGAGACUGCUGUCGUUCAGUGAGAAUUGGAAAGAUCUUAAUUCAGAGAGACGAAGAGACCGCAUUGCCCAAGUUGUUCUACGAAAAGUUGCCUGAGGAUAUAAGCGAGCGUUAUGUGUUCUUGUUGGACCCAAUGUUAGCUACUGGAGGCAGUGCCAUGAUGGCCGUUGAGGUGUUGCUCUCCAGAGGUGUUAGAAUGGACAGAAUCUUCUUCUUGAACUUGUUAGCUGCUCCCGAGGGAAUCAAGACCUUCCAAGACAAGUAUCCAGAUGUUAAGAUCAUCACUGGAGGCAUUGAUGAGAAGUUGGACGAAGACAAGUAUAUCGUUCCCGGCUUGGGAGACUUCGGUGACAGAUACUAUUGUAUUUAG
Sungouiella intermedia is the source of this 651-nucleotide messenger RNA. Lineage: Eukaryota; Fungi; Ascomycota; Pichiomycetes; Serinales; Metschnikowiaceae. The record is from the annotation of a GenBank genome assembly.